CCCGGGACGAGGGGCGUGUCCGUUCCCGGCAGUCCGCGAAGGCGCCGCCAGCAGCGAGCAGUAAAUCAUUCGUCCUGACAUCCGGCACACAUGGAGCAGUCGGCUCGCGGCGGGCGGAGCCACGUCAGCGUUUUGGCCUGCUUCCCGAUCAGUGAGGCGCGAGAAGUGGCCGUCGCCGUGGUAACGGCUCUCAGCGCCAACCUGGGGACCCCCGGCGGCAGAAGUCUGCUGCGGACGGAAGCUCAGGUGAAGUGGACUCUGGAGGUUUUGUGCUUCGGUCUGAGCCUCCCGCUGGACUGCGCCACGCCGCGCGCGUGCGUGGACAUCUACGCCCACUGGAUGACAGUUCUGGUGUCCCCGCGAGACUCCAUCCCGCCGCCGGUCGUCAGAGAGCCCAACAUUUACGUCCAGAAGAUCCUCAGACACCUGCGCACGUUGUUCCUGCCCAGGUCGGAGCGAUCCGGUCCGGAGUACGCGUCCCUCUGCCAGCGGGUGCUGAAUGCAGUUCAACUGCUGGCGAGAGAGGGCGCUGGCGUGAGUGGCGAGACCUGGGAGAUGCUGCUUCACUUCUUGCUCUGCGUCAACCAAUCGGUGCUGGCCGCACCCACCUCUGCAUCCGCUUGCCAGCAGCUGCGCGCGUCAUCCGCGGAGGUCCUGUUCCGGGUUGGUCUGGCGUCCUGCGGCCGCUGUUUCCCUCCUCAGUCCUUGUGGCUGUCGUGGAGACAGAUGAUGACCACUUGGAGGUUUCAGCCCGCCGUACUGGACCAGUGGACACGGGUAGUCUCCGCUCUGACCUCCAGGUUACUGCGCCUGAGUUUCCAUCCUACCUUUCCUCGAUUUGAGGUCCCGGAUGAGGACGCCGUGCCCAUCCCUGAAGACAUGGACUCCCAGCUCACCCUCCAGACCUGGUUCAGGUUCCUGCAUUUGCUCGGCAAUCCCGCAGACCUGAAGCGUCCACCAGCCGGUGUCCCGGGACAUCCGGGCCAGGAAGACGUCUUCCUCACAGCAAUGACAACGAUCAGUAGGCUAGUGGAUGCAUUUCUGGGUAUCGCUGUGGUCUGCGGAGGGCCAGGGGAGCGCAUGCUGAUGAACACGGGACUUUCAUCCAGAAUCCAUUUCAGAGACCGCCUCCCUUCACUCGGUGUCGCUGUCAGCCGAAGUCCUUUCAAGGACAGGGUCCCCUCCUACGUCCCCCCAGGUGCUUCACGUCCUCGUUCUGGAAGCGCUCCUCCGACCCCCGUCGACGUACUGAGCAGGGCCAGCAAAUCGCCGCCUCCACCGCACGCUCGACAGAAGACAUCAACGGAGAAACCUCGGACGGGAUGGUCCCAGACGUCCCCUUCCCUCCAAUUGCCGAGGUCCUCUUCAGUUCUUCCCGCAUUCUCUUGGGCGCCGUACUCGUCCCCCCGCGGGCCCCCAUCCCCGCAGAGGGCCAGCAGCGUGGACUCCCUACUCCAUGUGUUUGGCUUCUGCCUAUUUGACGCUGCCCUUCCUGACAAAGACUCUGCUCCAAGUGAGCGCUGGCAAGAAGGGCGAGCCGAGGCCUGCGGGACACUUUGUCGCAUUUUCUCCAGCAAGAAAACCUCAGAAGACGUCCUUCCCGUGUACCUGUCCAGGUUCUACGCAGUCCUCCUCCAGGGUCUGCGGGUGUGCGCGGACUUUAGCCCUGCGGUCGCGUCCGCCGUCCUCCUCCACUCACCCACGUUGUUCUGCUGUGACCUGGCCGGAGUCAACCUGCUGCUUCCUUCCUUCAUCUCGGCCCUGGAGAAGGUUCUGCUGGAAAGGGAGCUGCCCAGCUUCGGGGCCUUUGUGAGCCCGGUGCACUUGCGGCGGGCUUCCAUCUCGGUGCUGAUGUCACUUUUGCCCCUCCCCCAGCAGUUUGGACCGCUCCAGCUGGUGCCGCUGCAGGAUGCCAGGGGGGACGGAGUCCCCACAGGAAGUGUCCGGUCCCUGAAACCCCGCCUCCUCGGCGUGCUGAUUGGUGCUCUGAAGACAGAGACCGAUAGCACCAACACGCAGAUGCUCCUCGCGGCCGUCUUGACUCUGGUUCAGGAAUAUGCCCUGAUGGAGGCUGCGGGACAAACUGACCACGCAGGACACAACAGAACCAGAGUCCAGCAGUCGCCCAGAGCUGCCGCGCUGUGGGUGGAGUUUGUGCAUCUGCUGACUCAUCAUCUGAUCGCCCAGUGGAAAGACGAUUCAGCUGUUUGUCUGGUGGCAGUGGAGGUUUUGGGAGGACUGGCCGGAGUAGAGGUGAGCGCGGCCAAGCGGGAAAAAAAGCAAGCGGUCACCUGGAUCUGCCGCUACAUCGAGUUCCAGUGCAGCCGUCCUCCUCCCCUUCACUCCAGAGACCUUCACUCCAUUAUCGUAGUGGCCUUUCACUGCCUCAGCAUCUGGCUCACAAGACACCCCGACAUCCUGGAAGAUCAGGAGUGCUUGCUGGAGCUUCUGGAGAUUGUGGAGCUUGGCGUCUCGGGCAGCAAGUCCAGACAGGAAGAGGAAGUUCGGUGUCGAGAGCAGAAAGAACUGAAUCCCGUCUCUCUCAGAGUGAAGGAGGCAGCUGAGGCCACACUCAACUGCAUCAUGCAGGUGUCUGGAGCGUCUCCAUUCCUCGGAAGUUCUUUGGACGAAGAUGCAUUGAUUGGCUGCUCCGGUCCGGAUGAUAGUAACCUCAAGAAGUUCAGAUAUUUUGCCUUGGACGCUUCUGUGAUCCUGGGAUUUCUGGAACCAGAAAAAGGUUCUGCGCCGUGCCCGUCACUCACUGUGCUGAUACGAGGGCAGUUUUCAAGUCACUCCUGGAAUUUCCAACACCGCCUUCAGCCCCGGCAGGUGAAAAAGAGAGCCCAAGUGUGUGUCAGGAUAUCCUGCACUGAAUGUCUGACCAUUCGUCUUCAUUUUUCUGGGCAGAGAGCAGUCAGCUCUCAGCAAAGUCACAGCGAAGGCCAGGUGCAUGGUGGGAUGUCACACUACGGGACUGGUGUCAAAAAUGAGAUGCUGCUGGACAACAUCACCUCGGUUCCUUUGGUGCAAGCAGACCACAGUUUUCCUGACAUCUGGGAGGGCCUGACGGAGAAGAUGAAGCAGCAUUUGAAUCAUCUACGGAGAACUUUGGAGCGACAGCAGAGGGCGGAGGCAGAGCCCCGCCAGUCUGACGCCACGGCGGCAGCGUGUACGCCACCUCCGCCCGGUCCUGCUCCCGACGUUCAGACUGCAAGGCUUUUCCUUUCCCACCUGGGCCUGGUGACUCCCGAGACCUUGAAGGAUCCCGGUACCGGGGGUGCUCCGGCUCAGUUGGUGUCUCUGGAUGCGUCCGUGCCAGGGUUCUACGAGGACCUGAGACAUUUGGACAGCCUCCCGUCCAGAACCCAGGAAUCAGCCUUCAUCUUCUAUGUGAGGGCAGGACAGAAGACCGCAAUGGAGAUUUUGCAGAACGUCGAGUCCCGCUGCACCGUCUCUCGGCACUUCCUGGACUUCCUGUCUAGCUUGGGUCAGCCGGCAUCACGCGGACGGCAGACCGUAGAUUUCGCCGCUGCACUGGGGCAGAGCGGCGGCGGCGCCGCGUUCGACGGCGACCGUUUCGUCCUCAAGUACGACGACGCCCUGGUGGACGUCACCUUCGUCGUCGCCUCGUCGUCGUCGCACGGCAGGAUGGAAAAGCACGCGACGGCCGAUUGGCCAAAGCGGGGGGAGGAGGCGGAGCCAGAGGACGAAAAACGGCCCCGGGCGGCCAAAGACCGGCACCAGUCCAAGAUGCUGAUCGUGUGGGUGGAACGCUUGGAAGACGUCGGUGAGCGUCUCCGCGUUAUCGACAGCUUCAAGUUUCCUGGAAAAAAAAUGGGGUGGGGCCCGGCAAGUAUUUUGGAGUCGGGCGGGUUGCAAUCAAGUCCAAAACAACUUCAUGUUCACAAGCUCCAAAUGGAUCGCUUUUCCGAGCCGCUUAUGCUCACAAGGGUCGCGGGAGUGCUGGAGACUUUCCCCUGCUGUCGUCGGGCAGGAGGCGGGUUACGCCCCGAAGCGGUCGGCGGCCGAUCGCAGGGCACAAUUGCGUCUCGGAUGAACGUUUUUGGGACGCGGGAGGCCCGGAUUCGAACCCUGGAGGCGGAUGCUCGAGCCACUUGUUGCACUUUCCCGCCAUCAUUUUCUAAGUGUGGCAAAAAUGUUGCGGGGGGAGGGGGGGGGGUAAGAGGAAGGGUCCCGUGCGUCAUCCUGAUCGUCAUUAUGGUGGAUGACGUCACGGCCGGUUUUCCUGCUGUUGUUGUUGUUGUUGUUGUAGAGACGUUUCCGGUCCGUGAGCUGAGCAAGAGCCAACCCCUGAGCUGCGGUUGCGGCGUGCACGCGCUCUUCAUCCACAGUCUGGCCACCGGACUGUUCCGGAUCGUCUCCCGCGGAAAUCCCGGCGCCGGCAAAUUGGGUUUGCCCCCCCCGCUGCUUGACGGGACCGUCGUCGGCAGGCGCGGCCUCGGCCCGUUAGUCCUGGAGACGCUGAUCAACGGUUGCCGUCGGCGACAGCUGUGCGGCGACUCCGCCCCCCCGCCGCACGUCAACAGGAAGAACGCCAUCGGCGACGCGGUCCUGCGGUACGGCUCAGGUCGCCGUUCGGAACCCGACUUCUACGCCGCUCUGUUCCGCCGGCUCUGAGACCGACGACGCCCUCGGGUCACGUGAUCGCCGGCGUCGAAACGGACUCUUGUGAUUCAUCGUUACACAUUCAAUUAUCAUAAUUGAUCGUUGUCAUCAUACAAUAUGAAGAAUGAUCAAAAUUAGUCAUCAUAACCAAUCGGAUGUGCUCUAUCCUACAAUCGGUCAUUGGAAUUUCUUGAAAUCACUCAUUUUUACGGCGGGCCACAUUGGCGUUUCGUGUUCCCGCAGAGGGCCGUUAUGAUUCAUAUUUACACAACAUUUCUGAACUCAUUUAAGAAUGAAAAAUGUCUUUGUUUUUUUUUUUUUUUUUUUUAACUGUUGCUCACGAUUGGUAACAAAAAUGCUUGCAAUAUCUUAACGUUUUCAUCUGCUAUGACAAUCUGAAAUUUGCCUUGGCGGGCCACAUAAAAUCAUGUGGCGGGCCAGAUCUGGCCCCCCCGGGCCUUGAGUUUGACACCAACAACUCCUUCAUUUUUUUUUUUUUUCAUGAUAAUCAAUUGUCAGUGAGGUGAUCAAUAAAGAAC
This is a messenger RNA of Syngnathoides biaculeatus (alligator pipefish), 5165 nucleotides long. RefSeq names its product Ral GTPase activating protein non-catalytic subunit beta (gene ralgapb). The transcript has 29 exons. Gene Ontology annotation, biological process: regulation of small GTPase mediated signal transduction; activation of GTPase activity. Lineage: Eukaryota; Metazoa; Chordata; Actinopteri; Syngnathiformes; Syngnathidae. Gene Ontology annotation, molecular function: GTPase activator activity. The record is from RefSeq and is a predicted model, not a curated record. The coding region runs from base 91 to 4638 and encodes 1515 amino acids.